UGGUUGAAAACCGAAGAAUUCUUUGAUGCAGUGACCUUAGAUGGAGAGGAGCAAUUUGGUAUUGCGGACGAAUAGCAAUAGGCAGAGCUUAAGCAACCGAGGCAUUCAAAUCUAUCAUAAUAUUUGAUCAGAAAUUAAUCGCCGAUUCACAUCGACCAUCGAGAUGACGAGGAGAAGAUGCCAAAAUCGAGUUCCCAUUAUCAUUUCUUCUUCGUCGUCUUCCGGAUCAGAAGAGGCAGAAUACUCUGAAACGUCAGAGUCGGAUUACGAAUUUGACGGCCACUCUGUAGACACCUUGUCUUCUACUUCAUGCGAAAUUCACCCUGAAAGUGAAGAAAGUGAAUGGAAUGAGUCAGAUGAUGAAAGAGACGAGUCUACCGAGUCCGAAGAAGUUAAAGAGGAGGAUAGUGAUCAGCAUUUGAGCAGAGCUAUCCGUUUCCUUCGAGGGAAGGGUGAACUGGAGGAUUUAAAGUUGGUGGAGUGUAAAGCAUAUUUAAGAAAGAAUGGGUUAAGAUUAUCUGGGACUAAGGAACAAUGCGUGGAGAGGAUCAUGGAGCACUGGAGGUGAUGUCUGCAAAGGAGACGUGGUAUUAUUCACACAAAAAGUGUACAAUAAAUUUGAUAAGAUGACAAGAAGUGGCAAAGUUUCUGGAAAGAGAACUAUUGCUGGGAGAAUUGUUAAGGAAAGUUAUGGUGCUGCAAAGCAACAGCAUACUUUUACUGUUGAAGUCUUGUGGAGUCAAGGUGUUAAGAAAUUGCCUCCACUUUUUCCUUUGCUUGUGAAGGGUCGAAAUCUCUACAAACUGAAGACUUUCAGACAGCGGUGGAAAAAUGAGAAGGAAAGAUUAGGAGUACUUUCAGAGAAGCAUAGGCGAGGAGCAGCUGCAAGAUUGGUCAGAGAAACUAGAAAGAUGAGAUCAAUGAAGAGAAAGCAAUCCCUUACAAGAAAAAAAGGUGCCAAAAAGCGGAAGCGUGAAGAUCACAUCCAGAAGCGUGGCAACAACAAAAAAACUAAAUCUCACCAUGGUAGAAAACCUAAAGAAAUAACCUCAUCUCCACCUCAAAUACCUCCAAACCGUCCAAAUGUUAGUUAUCAAGCUAGGGGUAAAGCAUCUCAACCGUUCAAUUCUCAGCCUGAUAUAUAUCACAACCAGGGCACACUUUUUCCUCAAAAUUAUGGUCAAUUUCGAUCUGAAGAUUACAACCAGAGAAUCACAUACCCAGUUUCAUAUGAAAGGGCAUUCGUCUGUACAACGGAUUUGCCUCACGUAAACACUUCAUCUUCUGUAAUGUCUAGUAGAAACCGCAGAGAAUAUGGCCGUAGACAUCACCCACACCCUUAGUAUGUACAUAACACCUUUACCAUGUGCACAGAGGUAAAUUUUGAUAUUUGCACUAACACUUUGGUAUCAACCAGGAUUUUUACAAUACUCCCCGUGUUUUCUAUUUGUUCUCUAGAUUCUCAUUUUGGAACUUUUUCAAUAUUUGCUCCGGCUCCCUGUGUUUUCAAUACAUUUUGGCAAAUGUAUCAUAUCAAAAGGUAUACAUACUCUUGCCUUUUCAUCUUUUUUACAUUAUCUUGUUUUCCACUUUUUCGCCUAUUCUCUUUUUAUGUACUUUGUAUUAUUAUUCAUUAUCUCUAUAA
This is a messenger RNA of Cuscuta europaea, 1645 nucleotides long. NCBI's taxonomy places the organism in Eukaryota, Viridiplantae, Streptophyta, Magnoliopsida, Solanales, Convolvulaceae. The record is from the annotation of a GenBank genome assembly.